Bombina bombina (fire-bellied toad) is the source of this 1838-nucleotide messenger RNA. It is a transcript of the gene TMEM35A, whose product is annotated as transmembrane protein 35A. The transcript has 2 exons. The record is from RefSeq and is a predicted model, not a curated record. Gene Ontology annotation, biological process: chaperone-mediated protein complex assembly; positive regulation of protein localization to cell surface. NCBI's taxonomy places the organism in Eukaryota, Metazoa, Chordata, Amphibia, Anura, Bombinatoridae. Gene Ontology annotation, molecular function: acetylcholine receptor regulator activity. Gene Ontology annotation, cellular component: endoplasmic reticulum. The coding region runs from base 114 to 602 and encodes 162 amino acids.
GCGCUAGGACCAUGUGGCUUCAGAGCUGAUCUGUACAGGGCUCAGGCACCAAUAUUGUCAUUCUGAGAGCAGGAUCUGAACAGAACAGGUGUGAGUAGCUAACUAGCUGCUCCAUGGCGUCCCCACGUACUGUGACAGUUGUGGCCCUCUCUGUAGCUCUCGGGCUUUUCUUUGUGUUCAUGGGAACCAUCAAGCUAACCCCACGACUCAGCAAGGAUGCAUAUAGUGAGAUGAGACGAGCUUAUAAGAGUUAUGUUAAGGCUCUCCCAGCGCUGAAGAAACUUGGUAUCUCUUCUAUGUUACUCAGAAAGACCAUUGGUUCCUUUGAGCUAGCAUGUGGUAUUGUACUCACUCUAGUUCCUGGGAAACCUAAAGACGUGGCCAACUUUAUACUACUACUCUUGGUUCUUAUUGUCCUGUUCUUCCAUCAGUUGGUUGGCGAUCCCCUCAAGAGAUAUGCCCAUGCACUCGUAUUUGGUAUACUUCUUACCUGUAGACUUCUUGUGUCUCGCCAACAUGAAGAGGAGCCCACUGAAAAGAAAGGAAUACGAGGUGGGAAUGGUGCCAUCCCCCGUGACCCCAGCAAGAUGAAAGUUUCUUAGAUUCUGUGUACAAUCUGGUCCAUAACCUAUGUGGUAUACCAGGACUUCUGGGUUUUGUUUUAAUGGGGUGGGUUAAACUUGAACCUGGAGGACCUCGGAACUGAUUGUCCUCUAACUCAAGUAGAGAAUCCAUGAUAUUCCAAUGUAACAAUCCCCCUUUUCCUGCAACAAACAAAAUACUUUAAACUUGGGAAAAAAAUAACUGAGAACCACCUCUGAUAUAUGCAAACUCAUUUUAAACUUCAUCAUAGGGAAAUUCAUGAGAAUGUGAUUGUUUGUGAUAAACACAAAUACCAAAUUGGGUACCCAGAGGCAAAUAAUGCUGAAAUAGCUCAGGAAGGUUUGAGGGAUUCAGAAGGGGGAUUGGGAUAGGAAAUCAAGGAUUACCUGUGGGAAAGGAGGACCAGUGUUGAACAGCAAAGGUCUCCUAGCUGUGAAAGACCACUAUUUAUUAACAUUUUAUUUUAUUUAUUUUUUUCAUUUUUGUUUUACAUUUAUAUGAAAAUCCACAACCACCUUGAUGAUGUCAGGGCAGGAAAAGGCUUCAUUGAUGUUCACUAUACUUGAAUUUGAUACAAAUAUUUGGUUCUGAUUAAUUCCAAAACAUUGGUUUCUCUAAUUAGUCAGCAGCUGUGUUGACUCAAAUUUUAAUAGUAAACUCUACAGCAAAAUCUUGAUAUCAGCAGUUCCAUAGAGCACAGCAGAAAAAUUAACACUGUGUCCUAGAAUAAUACAAAAUCUGGUGGAAAGUUCUCCUUCAUAAAUGUAUCUUCAUAAUUUCAUUACAUUAACAUAGUCCAGUUAUGGUUUCUAAAGGAUAAAGGGCACAUAUAAAAGGUUGAAUUAUUUGUUAAAGGUGUAGCAGAUGUUGCUGCAUGAUCAUACUGAGCCAAAAUGUUCUUUUUACAUUUGCUACACCUUAUUAUGACUUGUGCUCAGGAUAAGGGUUUUGAUGUGGGAUAAAGUAAUAUCUACUGUAUUGAAUGAGAUUUGACCAAUGUCCCACCAAUCUCAUAUAUACCAUUUCACUGUGCACUUUAAAACCUCAUUUCUUUAUGUUACAGGCAGAUAUAAAUUUUUGUUUUGAAACUAAAUAAACUACCUGGCGGUCUGGAAUAAGCCAAGUUAUUUGUUUUGCUGAGUAUGCGAAAAAGAGUGAGAUUCAAGAGAGAUUAAAUUCUUUGAUGGUUAUAUACCCUCAUUUUAAUACAAAUAAAUAUGUUUUCUUUAUUCUAA